AUGUGUUCUACCAGAUUAGCCACUAAUCUAAAUAAUUUAUUAUUACAUAAAUUAAUUUAUAAAUCUAUCCUUUACCCAGAUGAGGAGCCCUACCGCGCCAGCAACGGUCACCAUCAGCAGCAGCAGCAGCAGGCGUCUGCAGCGAGUGGCGGCGGAACCUCCUUAGCCUACUCGUCUGGUGUUCCCGUCGAACGCGAACGCCACACCUCCGUCGGCUCUGACAGGUCGCACAGGUCGAGCACCUCGAUCGCCACGAACCAUUCGACCAUCCUGGACGAUGGUGUCAACAGGACAAUCGCCCAUAACCAGACCGACGGCGAGAACGGCGGAGUGUCGUCCGACCAUGGGAGCAGGCGGAGGACAAACAGCAGCAGUAUGGGGCCCCUGUCGAUGAGGUCGAGUAAAGUCCCCGGUACUCGAGAAGUCCACAACAAAUUGGAGAAGAAUCGAAGGGCUCACCUGAAAGAAUGUUUCGAAUUACUCAAAGACCAACUACCUCCGAGCCCCGACGAGAAGAAAGCAUCUAACUUAAGUAUUCUUGGAUCUGCAAUCCGCUACAUCCAACUCCUAAGACGUAAAGAACGAGAUUAUGAGAAUGAAAUGGAGAGAUUGGCCCGAGAGAAGAUCGCCUCCCAGCAAAGGAUCACAACACUGAAGAGGGAGCUGUCUUCGACAUGGGAGCACAUAGACUUUAGCAAGCUGCUGCCGGACGAAGUUGCUGCCAAGACACCGGACAGGGAGCACAACCAGAGCAGCACACCAGCGCCGCAGAGCCUGGGGCUGAGGGCGGAGCAUAGAUACAGUUCGAGCAGCUCCCUGUCGAGCGCUGCGACUGCUCCGAGCCCCAGUGCGGUCACAACAAAUAAUCAGAUGGCAAUAACCCGCGCCUCUCCAAUAACUCAACUGAUCUCGCCGACGGCGGCGACGAUUCAAAAAUCCAACGGGCAACAGGUGAUCCAAAUAAACCAAACAAAUCAACAUAUCACGACAAACGGAACAUCAAACGGUCCCACCAUCGUCAAGACGACAAACAACCAACUUGGAGCCAAGAGGGAGCUGAACAUGUACACCAAACAAGUGCCAGUGAAUAGUAAAAUAAAUAACACGUACGCCUCUGGACAUCUGAUAAGCCAGAACGCUCUGAUUUCGAAUGGAAAAAUUGCGAGAUUGGAGGGCCAGCCCCAGGUCAAACUGGUGAAUGGGACUCCGUCUCUGGCUCUGGUCACACAAACAGACAAUCAUGAUAAGGAUGUUAAGGUCCAGCCGACACAAAUCACGCUGUCGCAGGUCAUCCCAGGAGGUAGUUUAGUGGUCAGUCCAAUUCAAUUGUCUCUUGCACCACAAAACAUUAGAGUUUUGGGCAGUGCAGCCACGAUUGAACUUGCAACAAGCUCUUCUUCCCAACGCUAAGAGAUACAUCGGUACAUCAACAACUCACGUGAGAAAAAUUCUUGUGCCUCAAUCUUCCGCCGGAAGUCCAGUGGUGGCGGUUCCUCAAGAGAAUGGCGCCAA
Messenger RNA from Ctenocephalides felis (cat flea), 1512 nucleotides. RefSeq lists its product as uncharacterized. The transcript has 6 exons. Gene Ontology annotation, molecular function: DNA-binding transcription factor activity, RNA polymerase II-specific; protein dimerization activity; RNA polymerase II cis-regulatory region sequence-specific DNA binding. The record is from RefSeq and is a predicted model, not a curated record. Gene Ontology annotation, biological process: regulation of transcription by RNA polymerase II. Bases 1 to 1410 code for a protein of 469 amino acids. NCBI's taxonomy places the organism in Eukaryota, Metazoa, Arthropoda, Insecta, Siphonaptera, Pulicidae.